This is a messenger RNA of Helianthus annuus (common sunflower), 1312 nucleotides long. RefSeq names its product U11/U12 small nuclear ribonucleoprotein 31 kDa protein. The record is from RefSeq and is a predicted model, not a curated record. The coding region runs from base 232 to 1005 and encodes 257 amino acids. The transcript is spliced from 2 exons. Gene Ontology annotation, molecular function: RNA binding; zinc ion binding. Gene Ontology annotation, cellular component: U12-type spliceosomal complex. Gene Ontology annotation, biological process: mRNA splicing, via spliceosome. NCBI's taxonomy places the organism in Eukaryota, Viridiplantae, Streptophyta, Magnoliopsida, Asterales, Asteraceae.
GAGUGGCGUAAUUACAUCUCAAUUUUUCAGUUUUGAGUGAGAUGAAAUUCUACAAAAUUCGAACAUCAAAUAGGCGAUUUUAGGGUUCAUUUGAUGCCACAACUAUUGAUUUUCAUUAUUCAAUCUAUACUCAGGUCAGAUACACAACAUCGAACCCUAAUUUUCAAUUUUCGUCAUAAAUUAUUAUUCAUCACCAAUUGGUGAGAAUUUGAUGCCCUAAAUUGUUCCAAAAUGGUUGGAUCAAGAUACAGUGAUGAUGAUGAAGAUGAUGUAUUUUACUAUAGAUAUUCCUCUGCACCACAACAACAACCUUUAUCAUCAUCAUCUUCAGACAAAACCCUAACAAAAUCCUCUUCGAAUCGGAAUCGAAGUGGCGGUUUAGCCCCAUCGAAAUCGACUGUUUACGUUAGCAACCUCGAUUACACCCUUACGAAUUCUGAUAUAUUCACAAUCUUCUCCACAUUUGGGAAGGUUGCCAAGGUCACCAUCCUUAGAGACAGGGUCACUCGAGAGAGCCGUGGCGUUGCUUUCGUGUUGUUUGUUGUUCGUGAUGAUGCCGUAAAAGCGGUUACGGGAAUUAAUGGUAAGGUUCUUAAUGGUAGGACGUUGACUGCUUCGAUAGCGGCUGAUAACGGUAGGGCGCCAGAGUUUAUUAGGAGACGGGUGUAUAAAGAUAAGAGUAGGUGUUACGAGUGUGGAGAGGGUGGGCAUUUGUCGUAUGAGUGUCCAAAGAACCAGUUAGGGCCGCGCGAGCGGCCACAGCCGUCGAAACGAGGUAGGAGAGAGGGUUGUGGGGGUGGGGGUGGGUAUAGGCGGAGUAACGAGGAGGAUGAGGAAAGUGGCGGUGAGGAGGUGUUUGAGAACGAUGAUUGGGCGUCGGUGGUGGAUAAUGGGGCGGAUGAGAGAUUGUUGGGUGGUGGAGAUGUGAGUCGGGAUGAAGGUAGGAAGAAAGGGAAGAUGAAGAAAGCGAGUUAUUUUAGUGAUGAGAGUGACAACGAGGAAUGAUUUAGAGAUACGCCGUAAACAGAGGUAUUGGUUGAGACUUGCGAAGAUCUUUGAUCAUCAUAAGUUGUGCCUGUGGGAAUAUGGAUGAAAUGGAACGUUGGAUGUUCACAUGCAUUGCUCUUCAGUUUUUCUUCCUGGUACACCGUUGUCAUCUUUUUACAGUGUGUACAUGUUGUUCUAAUAGGAUUUUUGUGUCUCUAGACUGUUUUCUUAGUAUACCGUACUUCAAGAGUGUUUAUGUAGCCCUGUUGAAUCUUUUGGGAUCACUUUAAAAUAAGAAGUUAAGAACUUUCAUGUUUUAUGUCUA